AUGCGACCCAACCUUUUGAAACCCGUUUGGGGAAUAAGAAGAGCGAUACUCUCUUUCCUCCCCGCCUCGCGCUGGGGCAGCUUAAGUAUAGAAAGCUACGCAACUUCCGUAUCUCGCUCUCCAUUCGGAGCGGCGUUUCGCCAUGAGCGCAUAGGACGUAGUUGGCUUCCGGGAAUAAGCGUAGGCAUUUUCGGGAGCCGCAGUUUGCGCAGCGCCGGGGCGCCCGUAACGUUUGGAGCAAGCCGUGGCGGUCCUCUUCCUCCAAAGAAGUUUGGUAACCCGGGGGAGCGCUUACGAAAGAAAAAAUGGGACUUAAAUGAACUGCCCAAGUUUGAGAAGAAUUUUUAUGUGGAACAUCCAGAAGUGGCCAGGCUUACUCCAUAUGAAGUUGAAGAGCUGAGAAGGAAGAAAGAGAUAACAAUUCGAGGAAUGGAGGGCUGCCCCAAGCCCGUGUUUGCCUUCCACCAGUGUAGCUUUCCACAGUAUGUGAUGGAUGCCCUGAUGGACCAGAAUUUCACAGAACCCACUCCAAUUCAGUGCCAAGGCUUUCCACUUGCUCUCAGUGGUCGUGAUAUGGUGGGCAUUGCGCAGACUGGCUCUGGGAAGACACUCGCAUACCUGUUGCCUGCAAUUGUUCACAUCAACCACCAGCCAUAUUUGGAGAGAGGGGAUGGCCCAAUUUGCCUGGUUCUCGCACCUACCAGGGAGUUGGCCCAGCAGGUGCAGCAGGUGGCUGAUGAUUAUGGCAAAUGUUCAAGGCUGAAGAGUACCUGCAUUUAUGGAGGAGCACCCAAAGGUCCCCAGAUCAGAGAUCUAGAAAGAGGUGUGGAGAUCUGCAUUGCUACACCGGGUCGCUUGAUUGACUUCCUUGAGGCAGGGAAGACCAACCUUCGUCGGUGUACAUACCUCGUGCUGGACGAAGCAGAUAGGAUGUUAGACAUGGGCUUUGAACCCCAGAUUCGCAAAAUUGUUGACCAGAUCAGGCCUGACAGACAGACUCUGAUGUGGAGUGCCACCUGGCCCAAAGAAGUGCGCCAGCUUGCUGAGGACUUCCUGCAGGACUAUGUUCAGAUCAAUGUGGGGAACUUGGAGCUGAGCGCCAACCACAAUAUCCUGCAGAUAGUGGAUGUAUGCAUGGAGAGUGAGAAGGACCAUAAACUGAUACAGCUAAUGGAAGAAAUCAUGGCGGAGAAGGAAAAUAAGACCAUCAUCUUUGUGGAGACAAAGAGACGAUGUGAUGAUCUCACUCGAAGGAUGCGCAGAGAUGGUUGGCCAGCUAUGUGUAUCCAUGGAGACAAGAGUCAGCCAGAAAGAGAUUGGGUGCUUAAUGAGUUUCGCUCUGGAAAGGCUCCUAUCCUCAUUGCUACCGACGUUGCAUCUCGUGGGCUAGAUGUGGAAGACGUUAAAUUUGUGAUAAACUACGACUAUCCGAACAGCUCUGAAGAUUACGUGCACCGCAUUGGCCGUACCGCGCGUAGUACCAACAAAGGUACUGCGUACACGUUCUUCACACCAGGAAACCUGAAACAAGCCAGGGAGCUUAUCAAAGUGUUGGAAGAAGCCAAUCAAGCCAUCAAUCCAAAGCUGAUGCAGCUUGUGGACCACAGAGGAGGAGGAGGUGGUGGUGGAGGAGGUCGUUCUCGUUACCGAACGAGCAGUUCAGUAAACAACCCUAACCUGAUGUACCAGGAAGAGUGUGACAGGAGGCUCCGGGGAGUGAAAGAGGGCCGGAGAGACUCAGGUGGCUUCAGAGACCGUGAGCGUGGUGACAGUUAUGCCAACGGAGCCAACAAGACCUAUGGCAGUGCCUACGGGAGCCCAAAUUCCGCUUUUGGGGCAGCACAGAGCCAGUAUGGUUACACUCAAGGGAGCUAUGGAGCAGCUGCCUAUGGCACGAGUGGCUAUGGCACUGCGGAGUACAGUGCUAGUGGCUAUGGUGCCAGCACCACAGCUGCCACCGCUGGGAGAACCUCACAGAGCACUACCCAACAGCAGUAUGCAGGGAUGGUGGGGCGCUCAGGCCAGCAGCCACAGCCGCUCAUGUCACAACAGUUUCCUCAGCCCCCUGCCACUAAUGUGAUGGGCUAUAUGGGACAGACUGCCACCUACCAGUACCCACCCCCGCCCCCACCCCCUCCACCCUCACGCAAAUGA
Meleagris gallopavo (turkey) is the source of this 2154-nucleotide messenger RNA. The record is from RefSeq and is a predicted model, not a curated record. Lineage: Eukaryota; Metazoa; Chordata; Aves; Galliformes; Phasianidae.